CCUCGAAGUUCUCAGUUGAGUGUGAGAGAAGAGGAGAGAGUUUAGAGAGGAAAGAGGAGAAGAAAAGGUGAGCUGAGGUGGGCUGGUCCUCCGUUGGUCGAGCCUGCAGCCGUCAUGGCUCGCUACCUGAACUACUUCACCACUGUGGGAGACAAGCAGCAGGUCCAGUGGGAGGAAGAGGAGCUGCACGCCGUCAGUGAGGAUCUGAGUCCAGCUACGGGACAGUUUCCUACAACUUUCAGCUUCAGGGAGUCGCUGCAAAGACUCUACAACUCUGAGCGCUUCCAGAUCCUGGUGGUGUGUUUGGUCAUCCUUGAUGCCAUCUUUGUUCUGGCGGAGCUGCUUAUAGAUCUGUCUGUUAUUGAGCUGGACCAUGGUCACCUGGCUCCUGAGAUAUUCCACUACCUGAGCUUGGCUCUUCUCACGUUCUUCAUGGUGGAGCUGGCUGGGAAGCUGUUUGCUUACCGCCUGGAGUUCUUCCAACACAAGUUUGAGGUGUUUGACGGUGUGGUGGUGGUGCUGUCCUUCAUAUUGGACAUCGUGUUCAUCUUCCAUGAAGACGCCUUCGAUGGGGUGGGUCUCCUCAUCCUGCUGCGACUCUGGAGGGUGGCCAGAAUCAUCAACGGUAUCCUGCUGUCAGUGAAGACCCGAGCAGACCAGAAGAUCCACAAGCUGAAAGAGAGCUACGACCACCUGGUUCAAAGAGUAACAGAGCUACAGGAACGCAGUGAUAAACAGGAACAAGAGAACCAGAAACUUCAAGCCCUCCUGAAGAAGCACGGCAUAGAUACUUAACUCAUCAAGAUAACUGUUGUGAAGCUACUGUUUAAAGGCAUUUAUACCACGUACCUUUCUGCACUAUUGGCAAAUUAUACAUUCCAGUAUAAACGUUUGUUUUAGACCUGA
Molecule: messenger RNA, 906 nt
Organism: Centropristis striata (black sea bass)
Lineage: Eukaryota; Metazoa; Chordata; Actinopteri; Perciformes; Serranidae
Gene: hvcn1
Product: hydrogen voltage-gated channel 1
Exons: 6
Coding region: 115-795 (226 amino acids)
Biological process (GO): proton transmembrane transport
Cellular component (GO): plasma membrane
Molecular function (GO): voltage-gated proton channel activity
Source: RefSeq, a predicted model, not a curated record